GGGCGCGGACUGAUACCGGACAGGACUGUUCCAGAGGAGAACCGGGGGAUUGAAUUUUUCCUUCCUCGCAGGGCGGUGGGAGGAGGUGGUGGACGGUGUUUAAAGGAGGAUAAACUGUGAUUGAAGCUGCCGGGGGUGGGGGGGAACUCCGUCUGCUGCUGCUGCUACUGAACCCCCUGACAGUAUCAACAUGGAGCUGGAGAACAUCGUAGCCAACACGGUGCUGCUGAAAGCUCGGGAAGGAGGAGGAGGAAACAGAAAAGGAAAAAGUAAGAAAUGGAAGCAGCUUCUGCAGUUCCCUCACGUCAGUUUGUGUGAAGAGCUGCGACAAACCACAGAGAAGGACUACAGCAGCCUUUGUGAGCGGCAGCCCAUUGGACGGUUACUCUUCAGACAAUUCUGUGAUACACGACCUGAACUGAGGCGCUGUGUCAAGUUUCUGGAUGCUGUGGCGGAGUACGAGGUGACUCCAGACGAGAAGAGAAAGGAGUGUGGACAGGAGCUCAUUGACAAAUACUUCAACCCAAAGUCGGAGGAGCAUGUGCCGGAGGUGGAGGAGGCCAUGUUGGCUCAGUGCACUGAGAGGCUGCAGCAAGAGGCCUGCAAGGAGCUCUUCAAGGACUGUACCAAAUUGAUCCACGACUUCCUGAGCGUGGCGCCGUUUGCAGACUACCUCGACAGCAUGUACUACAACAGGUUCCUCCAGUGGAAGUGGCUGGAGAGACAACCAGUAACGAAAAACACAUUCCGACAGUACAGAGUUUUGGGAAAAGGAGGCUUUGGAGAGGUGUGUGCGUGUCAGGUUCGAGCCACUGGGAAGAUGUACGCCUGUAAGAAACUGGAGAAGAAGAGGAUAAAGAAGAGGAAAGGAGAGUCCAUGGCGCUCAAUGAGAAACAGAUCCUGGAGAAAGUCAACAGCAGAUUUGUGGUGAGUUUAGCGUAUGCCUAUGAGACGAAGGACGCCCUCUGCCUCGUGUUGACGCUGAUGAACGGAGGAGACCUGAAGUUUCACAUCUAUCACAUGGGCGACGCGGGUUUCGAGGAGACGAGAGCUGUGUUUUACUCUGCAGAGAUCUGCUGCGGGCUGGAGGACCUGCACCGAGAACGCAUCGUCUACAGGGACCUUAAACCUGAGAACAUCCUCCUGGACGACCAUGGUCACAUCAGGAUAUCAGACCUGGGUUUGGCGGUUCAUGUUCCAGAAGAACAGACCAUCAAGGGCCGGGUGGGAACAGUGGGAUACAUGGCUCCGGAGGUGGUGAAGAACGAGCGGUACACGUUCAGCCCGGACUGGUGGGCUCUGGGCUGCCUGCUGUACGAGAUGAUCGAGGGUCAGUCUCCCUUCCAGCAGAGGAAGAAGAAGAUCAAGAGGGAAGACGUGGAGCACCUGGUGAAGGAGGUGGCGGAGGAAUAUUCCAGCAAAUUCUCAGAGGAUGCAAAGUCUGUCUGUAAAAUGCUGCUGGCCAAAGACCCUUCAGAGCGUCUGGGCUGUCAGGGUGAAGGAGCCUCAGAGGUCAAAGCUCAUCCAAUCUUCAGAUGCAUCAACUUCAAACGGCUGGAGGCCGGCAUGCUGCAGGCGCCGUUCAUUCCUGAUCCACAGGCAAUCUACUGUAAAGACGUGUUGGACAUCGAGCAGUUCUCCACAGUGAAAGGAGUGGAGCUGGAGCCAAAAGACGAUUCCUUCUACAGCAAAGUGUCCACCGGCAGCGUCUCCAUCCCAUGGCAGGAUGAGAUGAUCGAGACGGAGUGUUUCGUAGAGCUGAAUGUUUUCCAGCAGGAUGGGACGGUUCCUCCUGACCUGGACUGGAGAGGACAGCCGUCUCCUCCACCCAAACAGGGACUCCUGCAGCGGCUUUUUGGCAGACAGGACUGCUGUGGUAACUGCAGCGACAGUGACGAGGAGCCAACCAGGCUGUGACAAAUACACAUACCCACACAGACACACGGACACACCAAACCCACACAGACACACGGACACACGGACACACCAAACACACACACGCACGCACACACACACACACACACACACACACACACACACACACACACACACACACACACACACACACACACACACACACACACACACACAGGAUCUUAUUUGUUUACAACUUUUGCACAUUUGUAUUUUUAAGAUAGUCCUAUCUCUAAAUGUCAGAAUGUAUAUUUUCAGCAUAGCCAUAAUAAUGUUAAUGUUAUUUAAAAAAGUGUGAAAUAUAAAAAUGAGGAGACUUGGAGCUCAAAGAAGACAAACUGCUUCUUUUAUUUUUUAUUUCUUCAUCCAGGGAAGUUUUUAUUUUUCUGUCACAUUCCUGCUCUCACACUCGUCCGUGUUUCUGACGCAGAGCCGCUGCAGCUCCUCGGGAACAAUCAUUGCCUGCUGUAGAAGUGCCUUGCUGGAGGGCACCCUGACAGUGGUUACUAAAGGGAGGACUGAGCAUUCCUCUUGUCUCUUUACUUUGUCCAGGGAAUCAAACCAGUGACUUUCAGCUCAUGAAAUGUGACCACUUUUCCUCCUCCGCCCUCCAUCCUGCUGUGACAAACCUCAGCUUGUUUUUCUUCUAUUUAAGUCUUUUAAUAAAAGUUUGAUUUGUA
Messenger RNA from Notolabrus celidotus (New Zealand spotty), 2595 nucleotides. RefSeq names its product G protein-coupled receptor kinase 6 (gene grk6). The coding region runs from base 191 to 1918 and encodes 575 amino acids. Gene Ontology annotation, biological process: regulation of signal transduction; protein phosphorylation; signal transduction. Gene Ontology annotation, molecular function: ATP binding; G protein-coupled receptor kinase activity. The record is from RefSeq and is a predicted model, not a curated record. The transcript is spliced from 16 exons. Lineage: Eukaryota; Metazoa; Chordata; Actinopteri; Labriformes; Labridae. Gene Ontology annotation, cellular component: plasma membrane; cytoplasm.